Messenger RNA from Symbiodinium sp. CCMP2592, 993 nucleotides. NCBI's taxonomy places the organism in Eukaryota, Dinophyceae, Suessiales, Symbiodiniaceae. The record is from the annotation of a GenBank genome assembly.
AUGGUUCGUGUGCGCGUGCUCUUUCCCGAGCUCCUCUCCGGUUCGCCGGCUGGGAAGCAGCGGGCCUUGGAGACACAGCGGCUGUCGCCUGCGAAGACGCCACGGCCCGGGGGUACACGGCGUUUGCUGGCGGCUGUGGGUCAGCCGUCGGCCGAGCCCGCAAAGGGAUCCUCAAUGGAGGCUUCGAAAGCCGCGCCCAAGCAGGCAAAGUCGGCACGUGGACCGAAGGCGUCCACAGAGCCGACAGAAGUCCCAGCAUCCAAGGAUUCUGUUGCAGGUGUCGAGGAUGUGAGUCUUUCCGUCGCUGCAGCUGCACCUGCUGACGACGCUCCAUUGGCCGCGCCGGCCGCACCGGUGGAGGCGCCGCUGAAGAGGAGGCGCAGUACCUGCGAGGAGGCACAGUCAGCAGCGUGCAACUGCGACGACGAGGUGGCCUUCAGCUGGUCCGCCCUUCGCGUCACGCGACGGGACCUGGCCUGCCUGGAGGAGGGUAACAUGUUGAAUGACGCAGUCGUGGAAUUCUUCUUGCAGCUGAUGACGAGUCAGCUGCUGCCGAACAGUGACAUUCACCUCUUUUCCACCCACUUCUACACCCGUCUGACAGCGGCACAAGCCGCGAAUGGAAUGAUUGGCUGGGAGAACGUGAAGGGGUGGACGAAGAAGACGUCGCUGUUCUCUCGAAAGCUUGCCAUCGUCCCAAUCAACGCAGAGAUGCACUGGUGGCUGGCGUUGAUCCGCCUCGACGUCCCAGGGCCCCGGCUCUUCUUUCUGGAUUCCCUGGAGGGAGAGGACUCGCGCUACCAAGGCGUGCUAAGCUUCCUCGGAGGAUACCUUCAAAGGGAGUGGACCGAGCGUGGCGCAGCCGGCAUCGACAUGGAUUUCGGCUCACUGGCGUUUACACCGGAGACUCGCUUGAAGUCGGACGAGCAAGAGAAUGGCCAGAGUCUCAGCGCCAACGCGACUGGCCUUCCCCGUAGCUUACCGAGCCGCUAG